AUGAGUGCCGAAGACGCCGAUCCUUUCACCGACGACGAUUCUCAGGACAACUCAACCGUAACCGAAGGCUCAAGCACUUCAAGUUCCGCCGAUUCAUCAGGAACGGCUCGCCAGGAUUUAUCAAAUCCUCUGUCCUCUGACGUUCUUUCAGAUCCCUUAAAUCUCAAGGAUUCUGUAUCAAACAAAAUGUCCGAUCAUGCCGAAUCUCGAGUGUUCGGUGAUCAAAUUCAAAAAUACUCCCAAAUCAUGACGAAUGCAUUAAGCAAGUACAAAGUGUCUGAUGAUUUGACUGACGAAAACUACGUUGAGUGGAGUCAAUCUUUGAUGGAAGUGUUUCGAUCACUUGAAUUUCAUCAUUAUUUCAAAAAAGAAAAUUUUCGAAAAGCAACUCUGUCCGACGAGGAACACGAGAAAACACUUUUUAACUUGACCAUGUAUAUCUUACAAAGAUUAGACACUGUCAACAAAGUCAGGACCCGUAAUCACCUUACCGACCCCAAGGAUGCUUCUGAAAUCAUUUAUGAUCCUUUCAAAUGUUGGAAUUUUCUCAAGAGCUAUCACAACCGAAUCUCUGAAGAUAAAUUAGAGGCUGUAACUAGAGCUCUUUAUGCUUGCCAGAUUACUAAGGCAGACACUCUCACCUCGUUCAUCGACAAGUUUGAAAAUCUCGUUCGCGAAUUUUAUCGCCUGAAGGGCGAACUCUCUGAUAUUCAAUCAGCGAGGAUGCUUCUUGGAGCGAUUCCCUCUUUGUCCGCUGAAACUAAGGAUUACAUACACAACACGGUAGUCCCUUUAACUCGUGAAGGCGUUGGCACCUAUCUACGUAAAUAUGAAGAACGCCACGGUUGGACUUGUGCGGCAAUUAGAGAAGUGAAUGCUGUUUCUGUUCGUCCUUCGAAGAAAACCUCCGGUGAAUGUACUCCGGAUGAGUGCGUUGGACCUCAUCUCGCCAAGAAUUGUUGGUCCAAACCCGAAAACGCCGAUAAACGACUUGCUUUUCUGGCCAAGAUUCGUGCGAAAUCAGGGGGUGGAAAUUCUAGUUCAAACUCAACGAGUCUUACUUCCCAGACAACGUCAGUGAAAGGUGUGAAGAAAGUUUUCGACGCUAGUCAUGGCUUUUCUUUCACUCAAUGCCGAAUUCGAUGA
Messenger RNA from Melampsora larici-populina 98AG31, 1146 nucleotides. RefSeq lists its product as uncharacterized. The record is from RefSeq and is a predicted model, not a curated record. Bases 1 to 1146 code for a protein of 381 amino acids. The transcript is spliced from 2 exons. NCBI's taxonomy places the organism in Eukaryota, Fungi, Basidiomycota, Pucciniomycetes, Pucciniales, Melampsoraceae.